UUUUGUCUGGUAGCUGAAAGACUACGUUCGCAACUGGCAUAUCGCGUAGUUUUGUUUUAAUUCAACAAAAGGCAAGUUUAGUAAUAAAUAUACUAAAUUUUACCACAAAACAUGGGUAAUAAAUCAUCAUUACUGUUGAGGCCAGAAGAGAUCGCUCAAAUUCAAGAGGAAACUGGAUUUACACCCAAUCAAAUAGAACGUUUGUAUUCACGCUUCACCUCUUUGGAUCGCGGAGAUUGUGGCACCUUAUCUCGUGAUGACUUCCUUCGUAUACCGGAAUUGGCCAUCAAUCCAUUGUGUGAUCGUAUUGUACAUGCCUUCUUUGCAGACAGUUCCGAUGAUCGUGUCAAUUUCCGACAAUUCAUGAAUGUAUUGGCCCAUUUCCGACCAAUCAAGGACAAAAAGGAAAACAAACUCAAUUCCAGGGAAGAUAAGCUGAAAUUUGCUUUUAAGAUGUACGACUUGGAUGAUGAUGGUGUCAUUAGCCGCGAUGAAUUGCUAAGCAUUCUCCAUAUGAUGGUUGGAGCCAAUAUCAGCCAAGACCAAUUGGUGAGCAUAGCUGAACGUACCAUUUUGGAAGCAGAUUUAUGUUGCCAGGGUAAAAUUUCCUUUGAGGACUUCUGCAAGGCAUUAGAACGAACCGACGUUGAACAGAAAAUGUCUAUACGUUUCUUGAACUAGAAGAACUGAAGAAAGGGAAUGCUGUAACAUUGGCACAAAGUUUUUAAUUUACAAAAAAUAUUUUAAAAUGUUAAGAAACAUUUGUUGCAGAUUUUCAAAUAGCCAAAACCAUCGUAAGAGGUGCUAUGCAUGUCAUGUAAUACUACAUAUUUUUAUUGCAUAGCCAAACAUGCGUUCACACCUUGCAUACAUAGCAAAGAGUAUUAACAAUAGUUAAUUUUGAGUUAACAAUUUUGUUCUUAGAAACUUUUUUUAUUUAAUUUUAUUUUUUUUUUGUUUAUGUCUUUAUUUUAUUUUUGAAUUUUUAAUUAAUCCAUUCCGCUGUUCGUGUUACCAAAAUAACGUAUCUAUCACAGAAGCAAAUAGCAAUUAAAAGAAAAAACACAGAAUAUAUACAUAUAUUACAUAUUGUAUAAAGUUUUACAUAGUAAAAAUGCCUUUUUUUUGAAAAUAGAAGCUCUGAUAUACUUUGAAGCAUUUUUAUAAGGCAUAGAAUGCAAAAAAUUGUUUAAAUAAAUUAUGUACUUAACAAUAGAUACAUUUUAAUCAA
Stomoxys calcitrans (stable fly) is the source of this 1231-nucleotide messenger RNA. RefSeq names its product calcineurin B homologous protein 1 (gene elm). Lineage: Eukaryota; Metazoa; Arthropoda; Insecta; Diptera; Muscidae. Bases 112 to 681 code for a protein of 189 amino acids. The transcript has 3 exons. Gene Ontology annotation, molecular function: calcium ion binding. The record is from RefSeq and is a predicted model, not a curated record.